This is a messenger RNA of Helianthus annuus (common sunflower), 750 nucleotides long. Its product is annotated as phytol kinase 1, chloroplastic. The transcript is spliced from 7 exons. Bases 1 to 750 code for a protein of 249 amino acids. The record is from RefSeq and is a predicted model, not a curated record. NCBI's taxonomy places the organism in Eukaryota, Viridiplantae, Streptophyta, Magnoliopsida, Asterales, Asteraceae. Gene Ontology annotation, molecular function: double-stranded DNA binding; transcription coregulator activity. Gene Ontology annotation, biological process: regulation of transcription by RNA polymerase II. Gene Ontology annotation, cellular component: nucleus.
AUGACAGGGUAUAACAUUGCUGAUCUUGUCCAAGAAGCACAAAUCAGGUGGUUAAAACCAGGGGAGGUGUUCUUCAUACUACAGAAUUUUGAUGAAAAACAGCUUACCAAUGAGCACGUCCAAAAGCCACCCAGUGGUUCCUUAUUUCUGUUUAACAAGAGGGUCUUGCGUUUUUUCCGUAAAGAUGGUCAUACUUGGAGGAGAAAAAAGGAUGGAAGAACUGUUGGAGAAGCACAUGAACGCCUAAAGGUUAUUCCAUUUUUCCCUUUUAAAGCAUGGGGCUAUAUAUUUCUUGAUCUUAUGGUGACAAGGGAAUGGAUCACAUUGGAGUUGCUUAGAGGACCUCUAUAUUACGUUUUGAUGUUAAUUCUAUGUUCUAUUUUGUUCUGGCGUGAGUCGCCAGUCGUUGUGGUUUCACUUUCAAUGAUGUGUGGCGGUGAUGGUAUUGCGGAUAUAAUGGGUAGAAGGUUUGGAAUCCAUAAAAUACCUUACAACAAGCACAAGAGUUGGGUUGGUAGCAUAUCUAUGUUUAUAGUUGGUUUCUUAAUCUCAAUUGGGAUGCUAUAUUACUUUUCAAAGUUUGGGUACUUUGAGCUAGGUCGGGCGUGGACAAUUGAACAAGUGGCGCUGGUUGCAAUGAUAGCAACAGUGGUGGAGUCACUUCCAACCAAAGGAGGCCUAGAUGACAAUGUUUCCGUACGUUUGGUGAGCAUGGUAGCCGCAUAUCUGAGUUUUGGCUUCCAACCUUAA